This is a messenger RNA of Arabis nemorensis, 609 nucleotides long. NCBI's taxonomy places the organism in Eukaryota, Viridiplantae, Streptophyta, Magnoliopsida, Brassicales, Brassicaceae. The record is from the annotation of a GenBank genome assembly.
AUGGAGAAUCAAGUUUUCACGUUAUUUGGAGGUCUAAAGAAGCAACAAUGGAAGAGACUUAACAUCCAAGGCAUUUGGAAUCAGUCUCCAAAAGCAACGAGUAGUGGUUUAUGCAUCAAUGGGAUUAUCUAUUACAUAGAAUGUAUAAAUAUAGGAGGUUUUUAUCAUCCGGAUUUCAAUGAGUUAGUGUGGUUCGACAUUAGUUUCGAAAGAUUUGGUUACAUCAAGAUGCCCAUAACUCUGGAGUUGAGUCCGUUCGAGGAAUUGGUUUUGGUAAACUACAAAGGGAAAUUAGGAUGCUUACAUUACAACAAAGAUAGUGCAGAGAUGUGGACUAUGGAAGAUCAUAAUAAGACCAAGCAACAAGAAUGGUCUAAGAUUGUAUUUUCCGCGCAUGAUCUAGUAGAGAGGUUAGGAUAUGGUGGUUUUUGCAUCGCUGGUGCCACUCCUAAUGGUGAGAUUGUGAUAAUGCCAAGGACAUUGGAACCUGCUCAACCGUUCUACGCAUUCUAUUAUGAUCCCAAGCAAAAUAGGUGUGCAGGAGGUCAAUUCGAAAGGUUCCUUGGAGAACUAAAAUCAGGGGAGUUGAAUAUUGCUUGUGAAUUGUGA